This is a messenger RNA of Bicyclus anynana (squinting bush brown), 1180 nucleotides long. RefSeq names its product peptidoglycan recognition protein 3-like. Bases 35 to 1174 code for a protein of 379 amino acids. Lineage: Eukaryota; Metazoa; Arthropoda; Insecta; Lepidoptera; Nymphalidae. The transcript has 8 exons. The record is from RefSeq and is a predicted model, not a curated record. Gene Ontology annotation, biological process: peptidoglycan catabolic process. Gene Ontology annotation, molecular function: zinc ion binding; N-acetylmuramoyl-L-alanine amidase activity.
GUCGAAUUUUAUAUCAUAAUAUUGUUUCAGAAAAAUGAUUCAACGAACAGUCCUCGUGUUGUUGGCUAUUUUUGCCUGCGGAUUCAGUUUACCAAAUCCUCGGAUACUGGGAAAUGAAUAUUUGUAUAAAGAAUUCAACCUAAUCACCCGAGAGGCCUGGAGCGGCAGGCCUGCUAGACAGCCGACGCGGAUGGUGACGCCUGUAGACCUGGUGGUCAUCCAUCACAGCUACCAGCCCCGUGCGUGUUUCAACAUCAGAGACUGCUCAGCAGCUAUGCGGUCUAUGCAAGACGUCCAUCAGAUUACCAACGGCUGGAGCGAUAUUGGAUAUAAUUUCGCGGUAGGCAGCGAUGGUAACGCCUACGAAGGUCGGGGCUGGGACCAAGUUGGCGCUCACGCGGUUGGCGUGAACAGUCGCAGCAUCGGCAUCGUUCUCAUCGGGGACUGGGUUUCCGUCGUCCCACCUGCAAUACAAAUGGCAACAACAAGAAAACUCAUCGCUUUUGGCGUAAAACUCGGCUACAUCAGCCCAGACUACAGGAUAGUUGGCCAUAGACAAGUCAAGCCCACAGAAUGUCCAGGAGAAGCACUUUUCCAGGAGAUAUCGACGUGGGAUCGCUUCUCGACUGUUGUAUAUGUAGGUGUUCAAAAACCCUACCCCCUGUACACACGAGAAGAAUGGGGUGCAGUUCCCGCCACCGACGUCCAGCCAUUGAAGACCCCCGUCCCUUAUGUGAUCAUACACCAUACAUACAUACCUGAAGCUUGCAACACCACCCAACAAUGUAAAACCGCCAUGAAGUCUAUGCAGAACUACCACAAUAGUCUAGACUGGGGCGAUAUUGGAUACCACUUCUGCGUAGGCAGCGAGGGUGGAGCUUACGAAGGCCGAGGCUGGCACAACCGCGGCAUUCACGCCGGUCCAGCCAACGGCCUCAGCGUUGGUAUCUGUCUUAUUGGAGAUUGGAGAGUGGAACAGCCGCCGCAAGAGAUGCUCGACACAACGCAGUCUCUCAUCAGCGAGGGGGUCCUCAACGGAGCCAUCAGCCCCUCAUACAAGCUGCAAGGUCACAGCCAGGUCAUGGCGACCGAAUGCCCCGGGACCGCUUUACUGAACAUCAUAUCCACUUGGGACCAUUUCACUGAAGAAAAAUUUGAUAUUAAUAAACAAUAGUAUUAA